Messenger RNA from Pocillopora damicornis (cauliflower coral), 4002 nucleotides. RefSeq lists its product as uncharacterized. Gene Ontology annotation, cellular component: Atg1/ULK1 kinase complex; phagophore assembly site membrane. Lineage: Eukaryota; Metazoa; Cnidaria; Anthozoa; Scleractinia; Pocilloporidae. The record is from RefSeq and is a predicted model, not a curated record. Gene Ontology annotation, biological process: reticulophagy; positive regulation of protein phosphorylation; autophagy of peroxisome. Gene Ontology annotation, molecular function: molecular adaptor activity; protein kinase binding.
ACAGAGUAUAAGUGAAGUCAUCAUUUCCUGACAGAGAAUCGACGAAAUUAGUAUUAUGGUUCCUUGUUUUCUCAGAAACAUUCGCUAGUAAUGAAGGAAGAGAAUUCUUCAGCGAAAUAAAUCGAACAUUUUGGGGAAAAUGAAGAGAAACAGGUGGUUUCGUGGGCAUUGUCUGAAGUAUUCAUAUCGAAGAACCCUAUACUGCAAUAUGGACUCAACGAAAUUUUUGCAAUAGCGCAAACUGCUAUUUACGUUUACGGCAAGGAAGCUUCGAAGGUCAAAAUUUAACAAAAAUGUUGCAUGUAUUUUAUGUCGACCUGGGGAGUACGUACACUUUUGAAAUGGAGCUGGCAAUGGAAAGUGUUCAAGUGCUGAUGAGUACAGUGGCUGCUGAAACAGGGAUCCCAGAGGAUAAACAAGUCUUGUUAAUAUCUAAUGGUGAAGCAUUGGAUCCCAGAGAAAGAGUCUACAGUUAUAACAGUGCUGGCACUGAUACCAACCCAAUAUUUUUGUUCAGCAAAUCCACCAUUGAGUCCUCUAUUCCACCAUCUCCCAGUCUUACCUUAGGUUCAGGGGAAGCAAAUUUGAAGGAGCAAGUGGAAAAAUCUUUGAAUUUACCACCCGCAUAUGAAACUCUUGUAUCCAGAGCUCAGCUAGCAUCUGAAUUCCAUUCACUUUCCAUACAAAUUGCAGAGAGCUGUCAAAAUCUAGUGUAUGAGCAAAAGCUGCAACGGAAGGGAUGGGCAGCAGUUGUUGCAAAUUUGGAGAGUAUUGCUAGUGAGUUCAAAGCCAGAUCAAGUAGUGUUAAUCAAAUCUACUCAGAGUUUCUGGAUUCAAGGACGAGAUAUAUUGAGUUACUUGACAGGUUCAAAGAGAUCUUGCCUCUACUGGCUAGAAUACCUGUACUUCCAUGCCUCAUUUCAAGGCAGUUUUCCCAAGCUAGACAACAUAAUGUGGUUAGUCUGCUGGACUGGAUAAGUGCACAGGACAACAAGAAUAGUCUUCAGGAUAUGGUCAAACAGUGUAUUGAGGCAGUGGAGCAGUUUGAUGAAUCACAUCUGACUCAAAUUACUACAGAAGUAAAUCAGGUUUUAGAGUCGCUUGAUAAUACAAACAUGAAAGAAAUCAAAGGAUUGGAUGAAAGACUAGCUGGACUUCAACACAUUCUUCAGACUGUGCAAACCUUCCGUCAGUCCCAAGCAGACAUGUCACAGGGUCUGCAACAGAAUUUGACAAGUGUUCAAAAUAUUGGCCGUGACCAGUCAGUUCUUCAUGAUCUAUGUGCCAGUCACCAAAAACAGCUUUUGAUGUUGACAAAGAACCACUCCUAUUUGAGGGAUAUCAGGAAAAAAUGUGCCAAAGCCAAGGAUGAGUUGUCCGCUAAUCUCCACACCAGAUUAAGAUGGAUUAUGUAUGUUGAGAAGAAAAUUUGUGAUUGUGAUGGAACCAUCAUCUUGUACCAUGAAAAUAUAAGAAGAAUAAAGCGAAGAUUGGAGAUUAUUGAACAAGUGAACGAGGCACCACGCAUGUACAUCCUAGCUGUUGCAGAAGUUGUGAGACGAAGGUCAUUUUCUUCACAAUUUCAAAAGUGGGCGAGUAAAUUAUGCAAGAGCUCAUUAGAAGCAAGGACAGAGGAAACAGCGCAGAGAGAGGAAUUUGAGUUGCUCUUUGGCCAGCAUUUUUUACAAAGUUUGUUCAGUGGCUUGUCUGACAGGCCAUCUAGAUUUGCGGAAAAGCCACCCAGACCUUUUGAUGAACAGCUUCCAGUCAUAUCUGAAAAUGACCUACAAGAAUUGAAAGAUCAGAUUCCAGAGCUAGCUUCUUAUCUGGAGUCUAGUUCAGUAAAUGUCAGCAUGGGAGAGGAGGGUGCAAAAAACAGUUUUUUACAGUCAGAAGAACUUGAAAAUGUUAGCAGUGUUGCUCAAUUUCCUGCAGAAUUUGACAGAACUAGUGAUAGUAUUACAGAUAAGAAGGUGACAUCUUCAAUUGUAGACAUGUCUUCUUCUGAAAGCAAAGCUACCCAAAUGAGUGUGGAUGCUUCCUCAGAAAUUCAAUGGACAUGUAGUGGCAAUCAGAACACUCCUGGACAGGAAGGGAGGCAAGGUGCAACAGAAAACUAUUGUACUCAGGAUACUGCAGAGACCACUGAGGAUUUUCAUGAUAGUAACUCUAGUGAGAGGAAGAAAAGUAACAGUGAUACUUCUUCAGAGAAAAGCUCAGCAGCUGAUGAUAGUGACCUAGUUUUUCGUUCAGCACAUGAGGAUUAUGUGACUGUUAUUGAUGCAGAUUUAGAAGUUAAUUUCAAUGAGAAGGAGAUCUCACCUGAUCUACAACCUGUGGGUGAAGUUCAAGAAGACUGCAGCGGGCUGCUUGAGGAAGCUAGUCAAACACCAACUCUGGCUAGUUCUGGAACUCAGAGCACUGAAAGAUCUAUUGAUGUUUCAGCUUUAGAUUCUGGAAGCCAGGAGCUGGAGACAGCUACUCUGUCAAUUCCAAAUGAUGUGGUUCAAAGAUUGCAACAGCUACAAGAUCAGUUAACAUCAACACAAGAAUCUUGGGAGGAGGCUAUUUUGGAAAAAGAGACAUUUAAACAAUUGAACAUGAAGGUCAAGGAUUGUGUGAAGGAUGAGCUCAAUUUUUUGCGUCAGGGUCUGAAUGAUGCCAAAGGACUGUUAAUAGAGUGGCAAUCAAAGAUGAAGGAGGAUGUUUUACUUGCUGUCGGCAAUUUAAAAGAAAAAGGGGAUUUGUGUGGCAAACACAUUCUGCAAAAAACUAAAGAGGAGUUUGAAGUAGAGUUGGUGCAAAUGAAUGCAAAGUUUGAGAAAGAAAAAAAAGAAUUCAUAGAAAUCAAAAUUAGACUUGAGCUUGAAAAAAAAGAAAUUCUAGAUCAACUAACACAACUGCAAGCUGAGAAGGAAAGAAAUGAAUCUCAACAUAAAGAAGAAACUGAAAAGUGGAGUGAAAUUGUGACAGAGUACAAAGCCAAACUGGAAGAACAUGAAGGUGCAGCACAGAAGGUUCAGGAAAACAAGUCACGCUAUGAGGAAGAUCAGCAAAUACGAUUUAAUGCCAUAAUGAUGAAACUGAAGAGGGAGAAAGAACAUGCUGUUUUACAGGCACAAGAAAAAAUUAGAGAGUUGAAACAGUUACUUGAACAACAGGAGAAAGAUAUGAAGUCCUUAGCAAUGGAAAAAGACAGGAUGACAGAAGAGUUUGGACAAGCACGCAGUGCCUUUUGCAAAAGAGAACAGGAGCUUGUGGCAGCUCUUCAAGACAAAGAAUCCAGUAUUCUGAAUUCAGAGAUGCUAAUGAAAAACAAAGAGGCUGAAUUCUUAGAGCAGAUUGAACAGGAGAAAGCAUCAGCACUGGCAUUGCUGCAAGUCGAACGACAAGUUUGGGAAGCAAAUAGAGCACAAGGGUUACCAGGGAAACAUAAAGAAACUGAGUGUGGUACUGAUGCUGUGCUUGAGGAGGAUGAUCAACAGAAGAUGAAAUUCCUGGAAGAGGAAAACAAAAAGCUGGCUGAAACAUUGUCAGAGCAAACUGUGGACAAGUUUGGUCAGCUGAAACAAGUUCUGGAGGCAAAAGAUCAACAGAUUAAACUUCUUCAGCAACAGCUAAAUCAGAUAAAACCACCAGGUGGAGCAAGUGCAGUGUCAUCAAAGAUGGAUAAAAUCUCUCUGAGAGACUUUCAAAGUGGUGAUAUGAUUCUUCUCUUAUUUGAUGAACGAUAUGAGAACUAUGUAGCUUUGAGUACAGGACCAACGUUGUUCUUUUUACACCCAGACUCAAUGGCAGGAUUAGAUCUUGCAACAAGUGGCCCUAAAAAACGACUAUGGAUGCUUGCACAGAUGACUGAUAAAGAAUACUGUCAAGCUAAAAAGCCAAACAACAGGUUUCGAGUUCCUGUAGGAACAAAGUUCUACAGAAUUCAAGCCAAACCUUGUGAAUUGUGAACAUUCAUUAAAAGGAGCAUGCUUGUAAACCUCUACAUUCAGGAGA